Molecule: messenger RNA, 925 nt
Organism: Pseudonaja textilis
Lineage: Eukaryota; Metazoa; Chordata; Lepidosauria; Squamata; Elapidae
Source: RefSeq, a predicted model, not a curated record
CCAUCCUAAUCGUGUCUGGAGUAUCCUGGUUUGUUCUCGUGCUGUCAAGACCCUGAGCCCGUAAGCUUAAACCAAGUUUAAUCUCCUCCAGAUUCAUUGCCCACGCAAUCUGCCACUGUUACCAGCAGGCCUGGGAGUCCAUGGAGGACCCACGGGCCAAGUUCUACUUCCCUUUCCUGUUGUCAGCUGGCAGCGCCGGUCUCGGGUGCCUCUUUCUGUGCCUCACCGUACACCGGUAUGGACGUCGUGGGAUUUUGCUCCUCACCACCACCCUGACCGGCAUCGCCUCUCUGAUCCUGCUGGGGCUGGGAGAAUAUCUCAACAGUGCAGCCCGAAGAACAUUUUCCAUUCUCGGACUCUUCACUUCCCAUGCAGCCGGUUCCCUCAGUAUCUUCUUCGCUGCUGAAGUCAUCCCCACCGUGAUCAGGUCAGGUGGAAAAGCCCCCCACCCCCCACGCCCCCCAGAGAAUAGGGAGGGGGUCCUGGGGUAGAAAAAUAGUUAAAAGCAGGGCUCCCCAACUUGUGGGCCGCGGCCCAUUCCCGGGCUGUGGCCUAUUCACAAACCGGGCCACGGGUGUGGCAGGCGUGCAGCCCGACAUGCACGAGCGUUGGGCAGAUGUGCCCGCUGCUGUCACAAAUGAAGCGGUGUGCUCACACCCGCCCCUUGCACAAAACUGUUCCCCGUUUCCUUCCCUCCCCAUCUCACUGAGCCACCAACCUGGAGAGGUUGGGAGACGCUGACAGAAAAACAGCUUUCGGGGAGGUGGGGCGGGGGGGGAAAUCUCCAGUGUAAAUUCGCAUCCUUCCUGACCUUUCCCUCCGCUAGUUUUGCCUUCAAGUGUCUAGUCCUCGUGAUUAUAGCUUUUGCCCCUUUCUUCCUCUCUUCCUUCCAUCCAUCCAUCCUUUUCAUUUCUCUUUCCUAACU